GGUCAAAAAAUGAUUGAAUCAAGUGAUUCCAAGUGCAGAUAAUAUAUGAAUAAAAUGAACGACGAAAUAUGUAGAACUUGUCUCAAAAAUGGUUGUUACUCGACCAGUAUAUUCGAUUUCAAUUUAUUUGAGAAGCUCAUGGAGCUUUCAGCAAUCUCAAUUUCUGUAGAUGACGAUUUACCUGUUAAAAUUUGUAAUGAAUGUGUGGAAAGUAUCACAAGUGCUCACAAGUUCAAAACUCUUUGUGAACAGAGUGAUAAAAUUUUGAGGACAAAUAAAGAAAUAUUGUUGGAGAAUACAUGUUAUAACUCGGAAAAGGACACUUCAGAUAACAAAAACGUGUUGCUGGCAGAAAACAGAAUUUCAGUACCAAAAAAUGUACGAGAAAUCAAAUCCGAAGCUUUCUCCAAUGCAAGUCAAAUAUAAAAAUUACAUUGCAGACAGUCCUAGUGAUGCAGUUGAGCUUGCAUGUAAUGAGGAUAAUGUGGACUUGAAAAAAUCUUGCACAGAAUUUAAUCUCAAAUCAAGUUCAUAUAUUUGCACAUUUUGUGAUAAAGUAUUUAAUGAUAUCAGAAUAUUGAAACAGCAUAAGAGAAUACACAGGUUCAAACAGAAAUACUGCUGUGAAUACUGUGGGAAAGUAUUUCAUAUCGCAAACGAUUUAAGAAUUCAUACUAGAAUCCAUACUGGGGAAAAACCACAUGUUUGUAGAGAAUGUUCAAAAGCUUUCGCAGAUCCAAGAGCACUUUCUUGCCAUAUGAGAACUCAUACAGGUGAUAGACCAUAUGAGUGUAAAGUUUGUGGUAAAAGCUUUGCUUAUUCUUUUGUCCUCACUUCACAUUUGAGGACCCACAACAAUGAAAGACCUUACAUUUGCACAGUUUGUGGGCAUACAUUUGUUUAUGCACAUAACUUACUGAUUCACUCUAGGACCCAUACUGGAGAAAGGCCAUAUGAAUGCAAAACUUGUAAUAAAACUUUUGCCUCCAGUUCAAAUCUUAAAGCACAUCAUUUGACACAUUCUGGAGAGAAACGUUAUGUUUGCUCUGUUUGUGGAAAAAAGGUUGCAAGGUCUGGUGACCUAAGAAUUCAUAUGAGAACACAUACAGGAGAAAGGCCAUAUAAGUGUUCAAUAUGUGAUAAAAGCUACAAAAUGUCAUCUCAUCUUACUACUCACAUGAAAAGCCAUACAGGAGAGAAAAAUUUCCAUUGUGAAAUUUGUGGCAAAUCCUUUGUUGAUAAACAUCGGCUUGAUAAUCAUUUAGCAACCCACACCGGACAAAAGCUAUACACUUGUAAGACAUGUGAAAAGACUUUCUCACAUGCUAGUUCCUUGUCGGCACAUAAAAAGUCCCAUGUUGAAGACCAAAACAGUUCUCUAUUGAAAUAGAAUUUAUUAAUCUCUGAGAGUUUUUUCCUCACUAAUAUCCUUCUAAUUUCCUCCAAAAAAGGUUCAUCCUAUGCAUAUAUGCAAUUCCACAAAGUUUUUUGCAAUUUUGUUAUCACACAGGAUAUUACAGCAGAUUUCACAAUUUUUACUAUGUUCUUCAUAGAAAACUUUGAAUCCACUCUAUCAAUAAUAAAAUCGACACAAUACA
Molecule: messenger RNA, 1598 nt
Organism: Coccinella septempunctata (seven-spotted ladybird)
Lineage: Eukaryota; Metazoa; Arthropoda; Insecta; Coleoptera; Coccinellidae
Product: zinc finger protein 525-like
Exons: 7
Coding region: 377-1390 (337 amino acids)
Biological process (GO): negative regulation of transcription by RNA polymerase II
Cellular component (GO): nucleus
Molecular function (GO): DNA-binding transcription repressor activity, RNA polymerase II-specific; DNA-binding transcription activator activity, RNA polymerase II-specific; zinc ion binding
Source: RefSeq, a predicted model, not a curated record